This is a messenger RNA of Nymphaea colorata (pocket water lily), 2509 nucleotides long. RefSeq lists its product as uncharacterized. The transcript is spliced from 4 exons. NCBI's taxonomy places the organism in Eukaryota, Viridiplantae, Streptophyta, Magnoliopsida, Nymphaeales, Nymphaeaceae. Bases 323 to 2074 code for a protein of 583 amino acids. The record is from RefSeq and is a predicted model, not a curated record. Gene Ontology annotation, molecular function: protein kinase activity; ATP binding. Gene Ontology annotation, biological process: protein phosphorylation; regulation of mRNA processing; spliceosomal complex assembly.
UAGAGGGAGAGAGAGAGAGAGAGAGGAGAGAGAGUAUUUAUAGUUUUAGGGGGCGUGUGGGCGUGGGUCUGCAGCAGGAAGCAAACAACGAGGCCGGCCCUGCUCCCUCUGAGAUUCCUCUUUCUUCCUCCCCAUUUUUAGGGUUUUCUUUUUCUUCUUGUUGUUUUUUACUUAGCCUGAAAACCCUAGGAACCCCGUAAUUCGUGCGAGAGAGAUAGUGAAGGAGAGGAGAGAGGGAGAGUUUCUGGUGCUCGCGUAUCCUUCCUUGACGCCGUCUUGAGGUUGGUGGAGGGAUCUUUCUUCUCUCUACCAUUUGACGGCGAUGGCGGAAGUGAAGAACGAGGAUCGGAGCGAGAGCAGCGACUACACGUCGGAGGACGAGGGAACGGAGGAUUACCGGAGGGGAGGAUACCACGCCGUCCGGAUCGGUGACACCUUCAAGGGUGGGUGCUACGUCGUGCAGAGCAAGCUUGGCUGGGGUCAUUUCUCCACUGUCUGGCUCGCCUGGGACACGCAGCAUAACAGAUAUGUAGCACUGAAAGUUCAGAAGAGUGCACAACACUACACAGAGGCUGCCAUGGAUGAGAUUACAAUUCUUAAGCAAAUAGCGGAGGGUGACCCAGAUGAUAGCAAAUGUGUUGUAAAGUUACUGGACCAUUUCAAGCAUUCCGGACCAAAUGGGCAACAUGUCUGCAUGGUUUUUGAAUACCUUGGAGAUAAUCUGCUGACGCUCAUAAAGUAUACCGACUACAGGGGUGUGCCACUCCAUAUGGUGAAAGAACUUUGUAGCUAUAUUUUGGUUGGGUUGGAUUAUUUGCAUCGGCAGCUCUCUGUCAUACAUACUGAUCUGAAACCAGAAAAUAUUUUACUUCUCUCUAUGAUAGACCCGUCCAAGGACCCAGGGCAGUCAGGUGCUCCCCUGGUCCUUCCAAUUAAUAAGGAUAAGACGACCUUGAACUCUGCUGUUGUAAAAGAUAUGAAGAGCUCGAAUGGAGAUUUGACAAAAAAUCAGAAGAAGAAGAUCAAGAGGAGGGCCAAGAAGGCAGCACAAGAUUGUGUUGGCAGCGGAGGCAAUCAAGAUGUAGAGCUGGAUGGCCGGACUGACCCAAUUGGUGAAGAUUCUGCCAAUGAAAAGGUGGAUGGAAAAUUGCCACAGGAUCUAGCUGAAAGUUCUACUAACAAAGCCAGCUUACUGGAUUCUAAUGAUAGAAAGGAAGCACAGCGCGGGAACCACACACAUAGAAGAGGAAGCCGUUCUACUCGACAAAAGCUCCUGACUUCACUUGACCUGAAGUGCAAAUUGGUUGAUUUUGGAAAUGCUUGUUGGGUCUACAAGCAGUUCACAAGUGACAUUCAGACACGUCAGUAUAGGUGUCCGGAGGUCCUCCUUGGUUCUAAAUACUCCACCUCUGCAGAUCUAUGGUCCUUUGCAUGCAUCUGUUUUGAGCUUGCAACUGGAGAUGUUCUUUUUGAUCCUCACAGUGGAGACAACUUUGACAGGGAUGAGGACCAUCUUGCAUUGAUGAUGGAACUCCUUGGGAUGAUGCCUCGCAAAAUUGCUCUAGGUGGUCGGUAUUCACGGGAAUUUUUUAACAGACAUGGGGACUUGAGACAUAUAAGACGUUUGCGCUUCUGGCCUUUGGAUAAAGUGCUUGUUGAGAAGUAUUCAUUCAGCGAGCAAGAUGCAAAUGACAUGGCAAAUUUCCUUAUUCCAAUACUGGACUUCGUUCCAGAGAAGAGACCAACUGCAGCUCAAUUGCUGCUUCACCCAUGGCUCAAUGCUGGCCCUCGAGUUCUUGAGCCGUCACAAUCUCCAGCUCUUCCUGCAGAACAGUCCCCAGCAGAAAUUCAGUCUCAUCCCCAAUCUCAUCCACGGGUGCCUCCACAAUCUCCAUCUAAGCCCCAAAGCCAAGCUUUAGACCGCAGUAUGUCUGAGAGGAAGAAGAAAGAGAAAGAUGAGAGGGAAGCAAUGGAAGCAGGCAUUGGAAAUAUUGCAAUUGGUGGUGCUUCUAAAUCAUUUAGAGAAAUCAAACCGACUGGAAACAAAAUCGCAGUAAACCCUUCAUCUAGAUAGUGCAUUGCCUUGAGCCUUUUAUUGAGUUUCUAUCAUCAAUCAGUUGAUGUAUUCUUAGCUUGUUCGUUACUGCAUUAAUGGUUUACCCACCUCAGUUCCAAUAUGUCCACUAAAUCCGGUGGCCAACCAAGCUGCUUGUGAACUUCAGGCUCCAUUGAUUAUUGUUUCAAAAGCCUGUGCUAAGGCUGAGAAUUGGACAAUUGUCGUCAGGAAAUGUGGGUGAGUUCUCUUGUUUGUACAGCCAUAUCAAAAGUCGUUUUUUUUUUUUUUGCAAUUUUAAAAAUGCAACCUAUUCAUGUAAGCUAGACUGUUGGGCCGCUUGCUUUUUUUUGGUAUACUUUCUAGUAUACAUCUGUAUUUGCUUAGCUACAGAUUGUGCACUCUGGGCUUCUAACUGUCAAUUAAUAUUUCAUGGUUUUUCCAUUAUUAUUUUUA